AUACAUCCCAUACUUGGCGCGACCAGUUGAUUCGCCAUCUUUGAUCGUGGACGCGCACCCGCAAGCGAGGGAUCUGAAGAAUGGCGAAGAAAACGUCGUUGCUGCUCCUCCUCCUCGCGUUGUCAAUAUCAGUGGCAUCGGGAUUAAGCAACCCAGUACCUGCUUAUCUGCCGUCGCCGAAGAAGUGUGGAAGGAAUGAGUUCUACAAGGCCUGCGUCAGCAGCAACUGUGCAGAGAAUUUGUGUGGAGAAUCAAUUCGCAAGACAUGCGUGGAGGACUGCGUUUCUGGUUGCUACUGCGCCCACGAUCACUACCGAAAUCGACUGGGCCUUUGCGUCACCAGUUGCGAGAAGGACGACGAGGGAUAUUUUGGACUACCUGUCCCCUUCCUACAGUGGAUACCUCGUGCUCCGUCGAAGAAUUAUUUCAUUCUCGGAAGUUAUCACGUGCCCAGCAGACCGGCUGGCUAGCCUUCUUUGAUAGCUGCAAAAGUUUGGGCUCAAACUCUGUAAACUUCUCAUGAAAGCCUCGUUGCCACAAUUAAAUAUGGAUGUAUUUUGU
This is a messenger RNA of Rhipicephalus sanguineus (brown dog tick), 561 nucleotides long. RefSeq lists its product as uncharacterized. Lineage: Eukaryota; Metazoa; Arthropoda; Arachnida; Ixodida; Ixodidae. The record is from RefSeq and is a predicted model, not a curated record. Bases 81 to 470 code for a protein of 129 amino acids. The transcript is spliced from 2 exons.